CACAGAAAGAAAGAGAGAGAGAGUUAACAUUCAGUGGAAGUGGGAGGUGGGAAGAGGGUUUCCUGUUGUUGGACAAGAUCAGUCAGGACAGAGCGAGGGAGCGAGCAGCAGAGACAGACAGAGAGUUUCAGACGGAGAGGACGACAGAGAGCAGAAGAUGGAGUUAGCAGUGCUCCUGCUUGCCGCGUUGGCAUUGCCGCACACGUCCUGGACCGAGACCGGAGGAAACGCCACCGCACUCGCCCGGGACCCGCCUGCUCAGGACGUCCAGAGUGACUCAAACGGAAAGAGACCGAGAGGAGACACCCCAGACAUCGAGGAGCCAGAGCCAGAGCCAGAACUCGAGCCAGAACCCGAGCCAGAGCCAGAGCCAAAACCAGAGCCAGAACCCGAGCCAGAGCCCACGGUCGCCGAAAGCGACUACGACAGCAACUACAACUACUUGCUGUCCAGGCUGGCGGCGCUGGACCAGGCCCUCCACAAGCUGAACGUGGGCCACUACACGCUGGACGUGAAGGUGAGCCAGCUCCUGGACAGGCUUUUACGUAUUGAGGGCAAAGUGGCUGACGUUGAGGAUUCCAUCUACGACGUCUCGAACUUCUGCAAGGACAACCGCAAAGAAGUUGGUCGUCUCGAAGGUUGCGUUAAGGGCCGGAAGGUGGGGCAGAAGUGCUUCCUGGUGUACCGCGUGUACGACACCUACGUUGGCGCGUCUCAGAAAUGCCAGGAGCGUGGAGGACGCAUGGCAAUGCCGCGGGACCGGCGCGAACAAGAGGCUCUGGCUGAGUAUGUGAAGCUGGCGUUGCCUGGCAGUAACUGGCCCGUGUGGCUAGGCAUUAACGACCUGCGAUCCGAGGGGCUCUACUUGUUUGACGACGGCACCCGGGUCACCUAUUUCCAGUGGAGGAAGCACUUCUUGUCAAGCCAGCCGGACGGCGGGAAACGGGAGAACUGCGUCGCCAUGUCCUCCGAUGACGGCGACUGGUGGGACAACUACUGCGACCGGCGCAUGUACUACCUGUGCGAGUUUGAAGCAUAAGCUCUGACUCGAGUGUUUCUAUAAGACGGGGUGAUAUCGUAUAACUCGAAUCUAAAGGAGUAGUUUGUAAAUAUUUUUUAACAGCCGCCUUCCUUUGCAACGAUGUUUCUCGUGAGUUACAGAGCGUCCAGCUGAGUGUUAAGAAAUAUGUAGACCAUGUCUCUUUCUUAUCAUCCAAUAAUUCAUAAACAACCUGGAAAUAUUACUGUUUCCACUAAAGUCCAUGUACACUGUAUCUCUUUCUUUGAGACAUAUUAUGUGAACUCGCUGCACCUAAUAGCGGCCCACCUUCAGCUUAGGUAAGGCAUUAGAUGAGUUCUAGUAAUACACCACCAUGUGAGGUGAGUUUUUUUUUCUUCAAAUAACCACGCACACACAUUUUAUCUUAUGUCUUCUUUGAUUAUUAAUAAUCCUUUAUGAAUCUAUUAGUAUUUCUUAACACCCACCCAUGGGACGCACAGCUAGCAGCGAUGGACGCUUCAAGAACUGAUGUUUUUUUUCCUACCCAGUGUUGAGCAAUAUUUCCCAGGAAUUGUGGAUUAUCGUGUGCCAUUCCACGAGUAUGAGUAACAUUCCUCAAUGCUAUAAACAAAGGUACGCCUGUAACGGGAUCUGUAACAUCUACAAGGUUGUUUCUGUGAAAACAUCUGUCCGUGUUUGUCGGAACUUGACCCUUGUUUCACUUUAAAUCCGAAAGCACACCUUGAGGAAUUCUUUCCUGGAAAUAAUCUGAUCAAUGAUUUCUGUCAUAAUAUAUUAAACUGAUUCAAACCAUA
This is a messenger RNA of Clarias gariepinus (North African catfish), 1815 nucleotides long. RefSeq names its product C-type lectin domain containing 11A (gene clec11a). The record is from RefSeq and is a predicted model, not a curated record. NCBI's taxonomy places the organism in Eukaryota, Metazoa, Chordata, Actinopteri, Siluriformes, Clariidae. The coding region runs from base 158 to 1039 and encodes 293 amino acids. The transcript is spliced from 4 exons.